Messenger RNA from Vicia villosa (hairy vetch), 1698 nucleotides. RefSeq names its product histone deacetylase 14, chloroplastic-like. Bases 141 to 1463 code for a protein of 440 amino acids. The record is from RefSeq and is a predicted model, not a curated record. NCBI's taxonomy places the organism in Eukaryota, Viridiplantae, Streptophyta, Magnoliopsida, Fabales, Fabaceae. The transcript has 9 exons.
CUUACUCUUUUCGUUAAUUUGCAUUUGGAUAAUCCUGAGUUUCUCCGCGCCUUAAAAAUAACCAAAAAAGAAAUAAUUUUUAUUUUUUGCCCAGGCUGAAGUUUUGGUUAACUGAACUCACUCAUCUCUUCUCCUCCGCCAUGCACCUCCACAACCUUCCUCGCUCUCCUCCUUUCUCCUCCGGGAAAGCUAUCUUUCUCCUUGGUCAUCAUGGAAGCAGAUGGAAGAGUAAUUAUAAUGGAUGUGAAUUGGAAACAAGACUCUUCCGCAAUAAUCGUAGAGACAAAGGCGCGAAGAAAUGUUUAGGAGCGUCUAUAUACUGUUCUAGCGAUGUUCCGAAUGGUUCUUCUCUACCUUCUAUUGAGCAAUUGAGUAAUGCUCGAGUUAUAUAUUCCGUUGCUCCAUCCAUGGGCCACAACCAGGAGUCUCAUCCAGAAUCACAUUUUAGAGUUCCUGCAAUUGUGAAAGCUUUGGAAGAAAUGAAACUCACUUCCAAGUUCCGUGGCUCCGAGGUCAUUGAACUUCAACAUUUUGAGCCUGCUUCGACCGAUGACAUUGCAAGUGUGCAUGCAAGAGCCUAUGUUUAUGGGCUUGAAAAGGUUAUGGAUCAAGCUUUGGAGAAGGGCCUUAUUCUCAUUGAAGGUUCUGGACCAACAUAUGCUACUUCCACUACCUUCCAGGAGUCAAUAGUAGCAGCUGGUGCUGGAUUAGCCUUAGUCGACUCAGUGGUUGCAGCUUCAAAGACAACGAAAGAUCCACCUACUGGUUUUGCUUUGAUAAGACCACCUGGGCAUCACGCUGUUCCAAAAGGACCUAUGGGAUUUUGCAUUUUUGGAAAUGUGGCCAUUGCAGCUCGUCAUGCUCAGCGUGUUCAUGGACUGAAGCGCGUGUUUAUAAUUGACUUUGAUGUUCAUCAUGGGAAUGGAACAAAUGAUGCUUUCUAUGAUGAUCCAGACGUAUUUUUCCUCUCCUUCCAUCAAGAUGGAAGCUAUCCAGGUACUGGUAAAUUUGAUGAGGUGGGAUCUGGGGAUGGUGAAGGAACGACACUUAACCUGCCUCUUCCUGGAGGUUCAGGCGAUACCACUAUUAGAACUGUGUUCGAAGAAGUUAUUGUACCUUGUGCUCAAAGAUUUAAGCCAGACAUCAUUCUUGUGUCUGCGGGGUAUGAUGGCCACGUGUUAGAUCCACUAGCUAAUCUUCAACUAACAACAGGAACGUAUUACAUGCUUGCGUCCAGUAUUAAACAACUAGCAAAAGACUUAUGUGGUGGUCGAUGUGUAUUUUUCUUGGAAGGAGGAUAUAAUCUCAAGUCACUUUCAUACUCAGUGGCAGACACAUUUCGUGCUCUUCUUGGGGACAAAAGCUUAGCAUCUGAGUUUGAUAACCCAAACAUUUUGUAUGAAGAGCCAACAAAAAGGGUUAAGCAAGCAAUUCAGAGGAUAAAACACCUUCAUUCCCUGUGAUGUAGAAAAUCAAAACCUUUACAUUAAAAAUAUCAUUUUCUGUGGGUUCCAUCCCAAGUUGAUGUCUAUUUUCCUUGUGAGUGCAUUGUCCCACUUGUCACAUAGUGACAUAGUUGAAUCAAAUCCAUCAUUCAAGAUUGCUGUGGUUCUUGAUUAAGAACUUCACUCUUUCCAUAACACUUUUCAAUAUAACUUUAUUUUGUUGAAUGAUUAUGACAAAUUCUUUAUCUGAAAA